Messenger RNA from Adineta steineri, 2154 nucleotides. NCBI's taxonomy places the organism in Eukaryota, Metazoa, Rotifera, Eurotatoria, Adinetida, Adinetidae. The record is from the annotation of a GenBank genome assembly.
AUGUUAGUACCAGUUUUUUCAUUACAAUUAAAUAAUAAAGUAUUUCCACGUACUGUUGCUGUCGGUAAAUUUAAUGGAAAAAGAUCGUGUCUUGUUGGUGCUACUGCUGGAAAUAAAGUAUUUAUUCAUUCACCACAAGAUAAUAAUCCUCAAGCCCAACAAUUAGAAGGAAAUGUUUCACUUCUUAAUGUUAAUCAAGUUGUAACAAGUUUAGCAUGUGGUCAACUUGAUGAACAAUUAAAAAAAGAUUUACUUGUUGUUGGAACAAAUACAAAUAUAACUGCUUAUGAUAUUGAUAGAAAUGUUGAUUUAUUUUUUAAAGAAACUCCAGAUGGUGCACAUGCUAUUACUAUAGGUAAAUGGGGUGAAUUACCCGAACAAUUAGCUAUUGUUGGUGGUAAUUGUUCUAUACAUGGUUUUAAUAAAAAAAGUGAAGAUGUUUUAUGGACAGUAACAGGUGAUCAUGUAUCAUCACUUGCUCUACUUGAUUUUAAUGGCGAUGGUUAUAAUGAACUUGUUGUCGGUUCACAAGAUUAUGAUAUACGAGUAUUUCGUGAAGAUCAAUUAAUAUCUGAAAUGCAAGAAACCGAAACAAUUGUUUCAUUAUGUCCAUUAAUUGGUGCAAGAUUUGGAUAUGCAUUAGCUAAUGGUACAGUUGGAAUAUAUGAACGAUCAAAUCGAAAUUGGCGUAUUAAAUCAAGAAGUAUUGCAAUUGUUUUACAAGCUUAUGAUGUUGAUGGUGAUGGUGUAGAUGAAUUAGUUACUGGUUGGAGUAAUGGCAAAGUUGAUAUUCGAAGUGAUCGAAAUGGUGAAGUUAUAUUUAAAGAUAGUCUUAAUUCAUCUGUUGCUGGAAUUGUUAAAGCGGAUUAUCGAGUACCUGGUGAAAAUUUACUAAUUUGUUGUUCGAAUGAAGGUGAAGUUCGUGGAUUUAAAUUUUCUGAACAAGGUGUCAAUGCAGCAGCUGCUAAUUUAUAUAAAGAUCAACAAGAAGCAAUUCGAGAUUUAGCUCAAAAAAAACAAGCUCUUUUACUUGAGCAUCAAAAUAUCCAAGAUGCCAUAGAAAAAAUAAAAAAACCAGGCAAUGAACAGAAUAAACAAAUUGCAUUAGAUCCCGCUGCAGAAAUUCCAGCAAAUACUGAAAUUCAAACAAUAUUAACUGUUGAACAAAAUCGAAAUGAUUCUCCGGCACAUAUUGCAAUUAGAAUGAAAACAUCAAAUCAUACAAUCAUACGAGUUGUAACACUCUUUGCAGAAGGUUUAUUUAAAGGCGAAUGUCUUGUCGUUCAUCCAGCUACUAAUCAAGUUCGAGAAAAUAUUGUUGUACCUAUUAUUCCACCGAGAGAUGCACCUGUUGAUUUACAUCUUCAAAUAUUUGUUGGUCUUAAAUCAAGUACAUUGUAUCAUGUUUUUGAAUUAGCACGACCAUUACCUAUGUUUUCAAUGUAUUUAUUAACUGAAAAUUCACCCGAAGGAGAACCAAAAGGGUUUAUUUCAUUUACAAUUAAUGAACGUAUUCCACGAGUUCUUGUUUGGAUAAAUCAUCAUUUUCUUCUUGCUCAAGAAUAUGCACCAAAUACACCAUCUUUAUUUGUCACUUUUCUAGCAGUACGAAAUAAUGAGAAACUUAUUAUAAAAAUGCAAAAUACCGGACAAAUAACAAUUCGAACGGAUGAUAUGGAAUUAGCUGGAAAUAUUGUUCAAUCAUUGGGUAAAUUUUUAAAUAUUGAAGUUUUACAAACAGCCGGGGAUUUUCCACAAGAACUUGAAACACUUCAAAAAGUGUUUUCACAUAUUGAAGAAUAUCAAACAGUUCGUCAACGGAUAUCAUCAGAUAUGGCUGAACAUGCAAAUAUUAUUCGAAGUUUUUUAAUACGUGCAGAAGAUUCUCGUUUAAUUGGCGAUAUAUCUGCUAUGAAACGACAUUAUCUUGAUUUAUUAAAUUUAAAUCGUGAUUUAAUUAAUGGUUAUAAAAUUCGUUGUACAAAUCAUGAAGAAUUAAUGAAAAAUUUACGAUAUCUCAAUCAAAUGGUACAAAAAGCAGGCAAUUUAAGAAUUGGAAAAUUUAAAACAAUUACAAUUAAUCAAUGUCGUUCAGCAAUCAAAACAAAUAAUGCACAAUUAUUGAUUAAAUCGAUUAAAACUGGCAAUGUUUAA